Chionomys nivalis (European snow vole) is the source of this 1335-nucleotide messenger RNA. It is a transcript of the gene Htr2b, whose product is annotated as 5-hydroxytryptamine receptor 2B. Gene Ontology annotation, biological process: heart development; smooth muscle contraction; G protein-coupled receptor signaling pathway, coupled to cyclic nucleotide second messenger. Gene Ontology annotation, cellular component: dendrite; plasma membrane. Gene Ontology annotation, molecular function: neurotransmitter receptor activity; G protein-coupled serotonin receptor activity. The transcript is spliced from 3 exons. Bases 16 to 1335 code for a protein of 439 amino acids. Lineage: Eukaryota; Metazoa; Chordata; Mammalia; Rodentia; Cricetidae. The record is from RefSeq and is a predicted model, not a curated record.
UCAACAGCAAAGGAGAUGAAGCUGGUUGCUGAGGAACAGGGGACUAAAGUGCACUGGGCAGCUCUGCUGAUACUCAUGGUGAUAAUACCCACCAUUGGGGGGAACAUCCUUGUUAUUCUGGCUGUGUCGCUGGAGAAAAGGCUGCAGUAUGCUACCAACUACUUUCUAAUGUCCUUGGCGGUGGCUGAUUUGCUGGUUGGAUUGUUUGUGAUGCCGAUUGCCCUCUUGACAAUCAUGUUUGAGGCUAUAUGGCCCCUCCCAUUGGUCCUGUGUCCCGCCUGGUUAUUCCUUGAUGUUCUCUUUUCAACUGCCUCCAUCAUGCAUCUCUGUGCUAUUUCGGUGGAUCGCUACAUAGCCAUCAAAAAGCCAAUACAGGCCAAUCAGUGCAACUCCCGGGCUACUACAUUCGUCAAGAUUACAGUGGUAUGGUUAAUUUCAAUAGGCAUCGCCAUCCCAGUCCCUAUUAAAGGGAUAGAGAAUGAUGUGAUUAACCCAGACAACAUCACCUGCGCGCUGAAGAAAGAACGCUUUGGCAACUUCAUGCUCUUUGGUUCACUGGCUGCGUUCUUUGCACCUCUUGCGAUCAUGAUAGUCACCUACUUUCUUACUAUUCAUGCCUUACGAAAGAAAGCUUACUUGGUCAAAAACAAGCCAUCUCAGCGCCUAACUUGGUGGACUGUGUCCACUAUUUUCCAAAGAGAAGAGUCAUCCUUUUCCUCACCCGAAAAGGUUGCAAUGCUGGAUGGUUCUCACAAGGAUAAAACUCUACCUAACUCAAGUGAUGAAACUCUUAUACGAAGAAUGUCCUCAGUUGGAAAAAAAUCAGCACAGACCAUUUCUAACGAACAGAGAGCCUCAAAGGUCCUUGGAAUUGUAUUUUUCCUCUUUCUACUUAUGUGGUGUCCCUUUUUUAUUACAAAUAUAACUUUAGCUUUGUGUGAUUCCUGCAACCAGGCUACUCUCAAAACGCUUCUGGAGAUAUUUGUGUGGAUAGGUUACAUUUCCUCAGGGGUGAACCCUUUGAUCUACACCCUCUUCAAUAAAACCUUUCGGGAAGCAUUCUGCAGAUACAUCACCUGCAAUUACCGGGCCACAAAGUCAGUAAAAGUCCUUAGAAAAUGUUCCAGUACAAUCUACUUUGGGAAUUCAAUGGUAGAAAACUCUAGAUUUUUCAGGAAACAUGGAAUUCGAAAUGGGAUCAAUCCUGCCAAGUACCAGAGCCCAAUGAGGCUCCGAAGUUCAACCAUUCAGUCUUCAUCAAUCAUUCUCCUGGAUACACUUCUCCUCACUGAAAAUGAUGGGGACAAAACUGAAGAGCAAGUCAGCUAUGUGUAG